AACACCAUUGAAUCUUGUUUUCAUGUUUUAUAUUCUUUUGUUGUUGCAGAAAUGGCAGGGAGGUCUUUUAUGUGGGGUAGAGAGAGUAAAGAAAGGCUGCUUUCAACCAAAGGGAUUUCGGAAUUAAGGCUCGGCAAUCAAAAUGCUGCCGAGGAUCGAGUUAGAUGCCGGUGUUUUCGAUCAUGUCUCGAUCCCAUCGAUGAAUUCUGGAACAACGUUCAAGAUGUCUCGGCUAAACUAUAUAAGAUGGGGCGAUCAGAUCCCCGUAAGGUCGUUUUCGCCAUGAAAAUGGGGCUUUCGUUAACGUCUGCAUCGCUGCUUAUGCUUUUCAAAGAGCCUCUACAGGGUGCUAGUCAAUAUUCUAUCUGGGCCAUUCUCACCGUCGUCGUCGUUUUCGAAUUCAGCGUAGGUGCAACACUUAACAAAGGGUUCAAUCGAGCUAUCGGGACUUUCUCUGCCGGAGCCAUGGCUUUAGGCAUCGCAGAACUAUCGAUAAUGUCCGGAAAGUACGAAGAAGUUAUCAUUUUGAUAAGCAUUUUCAUAGCAGGAUUUGUUACAAGCUAUUGCAAAUUGUACCCUCCGAUGAAGCCAUACGAAUAUGGUUUCCGGGUAUUCUUGUUGACGUUUUGUAUCGUACUGAUAUCCGGAAACAAUUCGAGAACCUUCUACACCACUGCUCUUUACCGUCUGUUGCUCAUCUUCCUUGGCGCGGGCAUGUGUUUGGUGAUAAAUAUAUGCAUUUACCCCAUAUGGUCAGGAGAGGAUUUGCACGAAUUGGUGGUUAAAAAUUUCAAGAGUGUUGCUUCUUCCUUGGAAGGGUGUGUUGAUGGAUAUCUGCAAUGUGUUGAAUAUGAGAGGGUUCCUUCCAAGAUUCUUACAUACCAAGCAUCUGAUGAUCCAUUGUAUAGCUCCUAUAGAUCAGUUGUGCAAUCUUCAAACCAAGAGGAUAGUCUGCUAGAUUUUGCCUUAUGGGAGCCUCCACAUGGUCCUUAUAGGUCAUUCAGCUAUCCAUGGAGGAACUAUGUCAAAGUGAGUGGUGCAUUGAGACAUUGUGCAUUCAUGGUCAUGGCGAUGCAUGGAUGCAUACUUUCGGAAAUUCAGGCUCCGGCAGAUAAGCGAUAUGCGUUUGCUCUCGAGCUUCAUAGGGUCAGCAAUGCGGGCGCUAGACUGCUGCGCGAGCUCGGAGAGAAAGUCCAGAAAAUGGAAAAGUUAGGCCCUGGAGACAUACUGAAUGAAGUUCAUGAGGCGGCGGAGGAAUUGCAGAAGAAGAUAGACGAGAAAUCGUACCUUCUAGUCAAUUCGGAUAGCUGGGCGACCCCUCCAACACGACAGCACAAGGAGUUGAAAGUAUCCACGAGCACGGUCGAGGGUAAAGAUGAUGAACCACGUAAAGUGAUCAAAUCCAUGAGCGAUAUGUGGGAAGUUCAGCACUCGAUGGACUCUCGUGCCACCCCGGAUUUAAUGACGACCGGAAGUGAUCUCGACAAACCUUCAUGGCCUCGCCUCUCGUUCAACUCCGAUGCAAUGCUGCACCGCCAGGAAUCGAAAAUAUAUGAAAGUGCAAGCAGUCUAUCCUUGGCAACCUUCGCAUCGCUAUUGAUCGAGUUCGUUGCAAGGCUACAGAAUCUCGUGGAUGCAUUUCAAGAGCUUAGUGAGAAGGCAAACUUCAAGGAUAAAACAGUUCAAGAUGGGGGGACUGGAUUCUGGAACAGGUUAACAAGUUGCUGUCGGUAACAGAACUAAGUUCUAGAUUAGAAAAG
Hibiscus syriacus is the source of this 1760-nucleotide messenger RNA. RefSeq names its product aluminum-activated malate transporter 4-like. The record is from RefSeq and is a predicted model, not a curated record. The transcript is spliced from 4 exons. Gene Ontology annotation, cellular component: plant-type vacuole membrane. The coding region runs from base 52 to 1734 and encodes 560 amino acids. NCBI's taxonomy places the organism in Eukaryota, Viridiplantae, Streptophyta, Magnoliopsida, Malvales, Malvaceae. Gene Ontology annotation, biological process: malate transport.